GAUUUCUUUAAGGUGUGAUCUUGUGUUUCUGCCCUGCAUCUCUGCUGCAUAGACUCUUGUUAAUAUCUGUUACAUGCUGCAUUGGUUUCUGAAGAGUUUAAAGCCGCAGAGAUGAGUGAAGCAGAAGACAAUGACAUUCUUGAGCUGGACUCAGAAACAGAGGAGGGAGACGUGGAGAUGAAUUUAAUGACAGAUGUGGUUUAUUCUGAAGAGUUGCCAACAUACAAAUCUAUGCCAAAAGGUCAAGCUGUGCCAAAAGUGGAACGGGCUGAAUUCAACGGUAACCCUGAUUCACUAUUUUUCAACGAUGGAAAGAGAAGGAUUGACUUCGUUUUGGUCUAUGAGGACGAGUCUAAAAGUGCAUCUGAGAAAAAAGGCUCAGUUAUGAGGAGAAGACAAAGACGCAGAGAGUUUUUCGAAGGAAGCCUGAUGAAUAUGGGUGUGGAAUUGGAAGCGACACAAUCCGUAGUGGAUGAGAAGCUCGUCUAUGUGAAAGUACACAUGCCUUUUGAGGUUUUGUGCACUUAUGCUGAAGUCCUGCACAUCAAACUGCCCAUCCAGCCCAACGAUCUGGCCCCGCAAUCAUCCGCGUACAACUGCUUCACGCACCACUUCUACCCCAGCGAGGACGUCAUCGCCAAGGAGGCCGACUUCUUCACGGCUCCUUUCCAGAAGGAUCAGCUGAAGUGUUUUUGGGUGAAGGACAGAGAGCAGUUCUUCACGCCGGCCAUGAGGAGCAGAAUGGCGUACUACAUCCUCAGCCGAGCGCCGUAUGACGUCAAAGGAAACGUGAAGAAGUUUGGCUUCAAUAAGCUGCUGGAUGGAGGCGUGUAUAAGGCUGCGUAUCCAUUACAUGAUUGCAGGUUUAAUGUGAAAUCUAAAGAGCCCGAUUGCCCUAAUGAGCGAUUUCUGCUGUAUAAUGAGUGGGCUCAUCCCAAGAGCUUCUACAAGAUGCAGCCGCUGGACCUGAUCAGGAAGUAUUUCGGUGAGAAGAUCGGCAUUUAUUUCGCCUGGUUGGGUUUCUACACAGUCAUGUUGACUCUCGCCGCUGCAGUCGGACUCGGUUGUUUCAUAUACGGAUACACAACCAGAGAGACCAGCACAUGGAGCAAAGAGGUGUGUGACCCUCGGAUUGGUGGAGAAAUCGUCAUGUGUCCGCAGUGUGAUGAAAUCUGUCCGUACUGGAGGCUGAACACCACGUGUGAGUCGUCUAAAAGACUGUGUAUAUUUGAUAACUAUGGGACGUUAGUGUUUGCCAUCUUCAUGUCUGUUUGGGUGACUCUGUUUCUGGAGUUCUGGAAGCGCUAUCAGGCCGAACUGGAGCACGACUGGGACACGGUGGAGUUUCUUCAGCAGGAGGAACAGCCUCGACCCGAAUACGAGGCCAAAUGCAUCUAUGAGAGAGUGAACCCUGUUACACAGGAAACAGAGAAGGUGCCGUACACGGCCUGUGGCAAGUGCAUGAGAGUGUCGUGUGGCAUCGGCACUGUGUUAUUCUGGGUUCUGUUGAUCAUAGCGUCGGUGGUCGGCGUGAUCGUGUAUCGUCUGGCGAUGUUUAUCACUUUCUCUUCGAAGCUGCGCUCUGAACUGUACAAUAGAAAGGAGCUGGAGCCGUUCAAAGAGUACGUCACCCCUCAGAUGGCCACGUCCAUCACGGCCUCCAUCAUCAGCUUCAUCAUCAUCAUGAUUCUCAACAGCGUCUACGAGAAAGUGGCCAUCUGGAUCACAGACUUCGAGCUGCCGCGGACCAAAACAGAGUACGAGAACAGCCUGACGCUGAAGAUGUUCCUCUUUCAGUUUGUGAACUAUUACUCGUCCUGCUUCUACAUCGCUUUCUUCAAAGGGAAGGUGGUGGGAUAUCCGGGACAGCCCGUCUACUGGCUGGGCAGCCUCCGCAACGAGGAGUGUGAUCCCGGCGGCUGCCUGACUGAACUGACCACACAGCUGUCAAUCAUCAUGACAGGAAAGGCCAUCUGGAACAACAUACAGGAAGUCCUUCUGCCGUGGGUGAAGAAUCUGAUGUUUCGUCAUUGCACCCAGGUGGGUUCAGAAAAAGUGAUUCCUCGCUGGGAACAGGACUAUCGACUCCAGCCGAUAGGAAAGCUCGGCCUGUUUUAUGAAUAUCUGGAGAUGGUGAUCCAGUUUGGUUUCGUGACUCUGUUCGUGGCGUCCUUCCCGUUGGCUCCUCUCCUGGCGUUGUUCAACAAUCUGUGUGAAAUCCGCGUGGACGCCUGGAAGAUCACGACUCAGUUUCGGCGGGUUGUUCCAGAAAAGGCCCAGGACAUCGGCGCCUGGCAGCCCAUCCUGCAGGGGGUGGCGAUUCUAGCGGUGGCCACAAAUGCUGCCAUCAUUGCCUUCACUUCUGACAUGAUCCCUCGACUGGUUUAUUACUGGGCAUUUUCCGUCAGCCCUUAUUCAGAUGGAUCUGACCACACUAUGACAGGCUACAUCAACAGCUCGCUGUCUGUGUUCAACAUUGCAGACUUCAAAGAGACGAUUAGACCGAGCGAGGAGAUCACACCGUACUGGUUUAACAACAUCACCACAUGCCGGUAUCGUGAUUUCAGGCAUCCUCCCAGUCACCCUAAUCAGUAUGACUUCAGCAUUUAUCAUUGGCACGUUAUUGCUGCCAAACUGGCUUUUAUGAUUGUGGUUGAGCACAUUGUUUAUUUCACCAAGUUCAUGCUGUCCUACAUGAUCCCAGACGUGCCGGAAGCUCUGAAGGAGCAGAUCAAACGGGAGCGUUACCUGACGCAGGUCAUCCUGCACGAAACCAACAUCAAACACUUCAAGGAGCUCAUGAAGCCCAUCGCUGACAAUCUGCAGAACGAGAUUGAGGAACCAGAGUUGGAUCUGACACUGUGAAGCCUUAAAAUGCCAACUCAUGUCAAACCUGAAACUACAUCUGUUACCGUCCUUCACCUUAAUCCAGUGUUACUCAUUGCACGGCUCACAAGCCUCAUGUGGCUCGCCAAGCUUUAAUUUGUGGCUCACAUGGCAGAUGGCAGUAAAUAAUGCGAUUAUAUGAUCAAUACAGAUAUUUAAUAAAAACAUUAAAAACAAGCAGGGCUAUAACUAAGCCAUUAAAUAAACUCACACAGUGUCUACACCAGACACGAACGUCGUGGUGCAACACGACAAAAGACAAUAGAACCCAUUAUAA
This is a messenger RNA of Sinocyclocheilus rhinocerous, 3163 nucleotides long. It is a transcript of the gene ano6, whose product is annotated as anoctamin 6. The coding region runs from base 112 to 2865 and encodes 917 amino acids. Gene Ontology annotation, biological process: calcium activated phosphatidylserine scrambling; chloride transmembrane transport; calcium activated phosphatidylcholine scrambling. Lineage: Eukaryota; Metazoa; Chordata; Actinopteri; Cypriniformes; Cyprinidae. The transcript has 20 exons. The record is from RefSeq and is a predicted model, not a curated record. Gene Ontology annotation, molecular function: protein dimerization activity; chloride channel activity. Gene Ontology annotation, cellular component: plasma membrane.